Molecule: messenger RNA, 3834 nt
Organism: Cicer arietinum (chickpea)
Lineage: Eukaryota; Viridiplantae; Streptophyta; Magnoliopsida; Fabales; Fabaceae
Biological process (GO): nucleobase-containing compound metabolic process; establishment of sister chromatid cohesion
Cellular component (GO): nucleus
Molecular function (GO): DNA helicase activity; ATP binding; DNA binding
Source: RefSeq, a predicted model, not a curated record
UGUAAUGAAAAUAGUUGCCGCCAUGGGAGUGGCGCGAACACUGGACUGAAACUGAAAUAAAAAACGAAAGAAAGAGAAACAUCAGUAUCACUAUUAUCCAUCCUGAAUCCUGAUUCGUUACUAACUAUGCAUAAUCGAAAAUCGAAAAUGGAUAACAAUCUUAACAAUGAAGAACAAAACCCUAAUUUCACAGCUUUCCCUUUCAAACCGUAUUCUAUCCAAAUCGAUUUCAUGAACGCACUCUAUCAAUCUCUCAAUCAAGGUGGCGUCUCCAUGUUAGAAAGCCCAACCGGUACUGGGAAAACAAUGAGUGUUAUUUGUAGUGCAUUGCAGUGGGUGAUUGAUCGACGGCAGCGGCAAGAAGAAGAAGAUGCUGUAGGGUCUGUGGUUGGGAAGAAUCAAGCUUCAGAUGAUGAACCUGAUUGGAUGAGAGAUUUUGUUGUUAACAAUAGCAGUGAUAAUAAGAAAUUCAAAGAGGGAAAAAGAAAGAAUAAAAAGGAAAAUUUUAAGUCUGUGUUAGGAAAAUCUGAUAAUAAUGAUUAUAAAAACAGUAAUAAUAAUGGUAACUUGAAGAAGAAAAUUGAUGAAGUGAGUGAUAAUGAAGAUGAGUUUUUACUUGAAGAAUAUGAGAGUGAAGAUGAGAAAUCUCAGGGUAGUAGUGUAGCAUGUAAAAGGAAAGCAAGUAAAAGUAGUUUUAGUUCUUCGAGUGAAGACGAGUCUCAUGAUGAUGAUGAUGAAGAGGAAGAGGAGAAGAAGUUAAAGGUUUAUUUUUGUAGUAGGACGCAUUCGCAACUUUCGCAGUUCAUAAAGGAGUUGAGGAAGACAGUUUUUGCUGAUGAAAUGGGUGUUGUUAGUUUAGGUUCAAGGAAAAAUCUCUGUAUCAAUCAAGAAGUACUUGCACUUGGAAACUCCACACGCAUAAAUGAACGAUGCUUGGAACUUCAAAAGAAAAAGAAAAAUGAUGCUACAAAAGUUAAGAACUUAAAAGUAGGUACGGGAGUACGCAGAACAAAGGCCUCUGGUUGCCCAAUGCUUAGAAAACAUAAAUUACAAAAAGAAUUCAGGAAUGAGGUAUCUCAACAAGGGCCUUUGGAUAUUGAAGAUCUUGCUAACCUUGGUAGAACUAUAGGAGCUUGUCCAUAUUAUGGUUCUAGAAGCAUGGUUCGGAGAGUUGAUCUUGUGGUCCUACCAUAUCAAUCUCUUCUUUCAAAAUCAUCUCGUGAAGCACUUGGUCUGAAUUUGAAAUCCAACAUUGUUAUAAUAGACGAGGCUCAUAAUUUGGCUGAUUCACUUAUCAACAUGUAUGACUCCAAAAUUACUUUAUCACAGCUAGAGAAUGUGCAUUGCUGUGUAGAGCGGUACUUUGUGAGAUUCCGGAACCUUUUGGGACCUGCUAAUAGGAGAUAUAUUCAAACUCUGAUGGUCCUCAUACAAGCAUUUCUCCGAGUACUACUCAAUGAGAAAGAUGGAAAGCUAAUAGAACAGGCUUCUGAAGAAAGGAAAACCUCUGGUUUUACUAUGACCAUCAAUGAUUUUUUAUUUGAACUAAAUAUCGACAAUAUCAACUUGGUCAAAUUGGUGAAGUACAUAAAGGAAAGUAAUAUCAUGCACAAGGUUAGUGGCUAUGGAGAAAAGCUGGCUACAUUGGAAAAGGUAUCAGCACUUAAUAUAACAGGGGAACACGGUGAAGAUGGAAGCUGUCAGUCUGCUUUCCAGGCAUUAGCUAACAUGUUGCUAUCCCUGGUAAACAAGGACAGUGAUGGAAGGAUAAUAAUUUCCAGGUCUAGUUCAGCAAGCUUCAGGAAACAAGGUCAAGGAUAUAUUAAAUAUGUAAUGCUCAGUGCAGAGAAGAUUUUCUCCGAGAUUGUAGAUGAAGCACAUGCCGUCGUGUUAAUAGGGGGAACACUUCAGCCAAUAGAAGAGACAAGGGAGAGACUCUUUCCAUGGUUACCACCAAAUGAGUUGCAUUUCUUUUCUUGUGGUCACAUUGUCCCUCCAGAGAGCAUUAUGCCAAUUGCCGUUUCCCGUGGGCCUACUGGCCGCUCCUUUGAUUUCAGCUAUAGCUCAAGGAGCUCAGCAGACAUGAUACGGGAGUUAGGUCUUUUGUUAUGCAACUUGGUGACUGUGGUUCCACAAGGAAUUGUAGUCUUCUUCCCUUCUUUUGAUUAUGAAAGUAGAGUCUAUGAAAACUGGGAGUCUUCUGGCAUCCUCGAAAGGAUUACAAAGAGGAAACGUUUCUUUCGAGAGCCUAGAAACAAUAUGGAUGUUGAAUCUGUUCUCAAGGAAUAUAAAGAUACCAUUUAUACUCCAUCAAGUGUGAAUUCAGAAGUGAACCAAGCAUCUCAUACUGGUGCUGUACUUCUUGCUGUUGUUGGUGCAAAGUUAUCUGAAGGGAUCAACCUGAGCGAUGGGAUGGGUCGAUGCAUAGUCAUGGUUGGUCUGCCAUAUGCUAGCCCAUCUGACAUUGAGUUAUUGGAGAGGAUAAAACACAUUGAUGGUUUUAGAAAUUCAAAGUCCCUUGAAAAUCCUGGAUUUUCUGCUAGUUAUGAUAUAUAUGGUGGAGAUAUACAAGAUGGUUUCGGCAUAUUAAGAAGUUGCAGUCACAGGGGAAAAGAGUAUUACGAGAAUCUCUGCAUGAAAGCUGUAAAUCAAUCAAUAGGUAGAGCAAUUCGUCACAUCAAUGACUAUGCAGCUAUUUUAUUGGUUGACACAAGGUAUGCGUCUGAUUCCUCAAAACGGAGCUUUAACCACCCAACCACCAAGCUCCCCAACUGGAUAAAAGACCGUCUUGUUUCUUCUUCCAAAAACUAUGGGGAAGUGCAUAGGUUGCUGCAUCAAUUUUUUAAACUCAAAAAGACAUGUUCCACACCUUUCCAAAGUAUAACCACAAUGCUGCAUCUAAGAAAAACCAUUCAUAAGACAAAAAGUUUCUUUCACAAAAGCCUAAAAAAUUUCAAGUCUUUUUUCUCUGGAGGGUACCAAAAACUUCCUAGAUCACUUUCCUUCAAUCUAUCAUCCCUUUGUAGCAUAGACAACACAAAAGCUUACACAAGUGAUCAAUUCUACAAUGAGUUCUAUGAUCUCUUGCAAUCUGAUCUCAGCACAAUGAAGAUGUUUGGUAACAACAACAACAACAUAUCAAAAUCAAAAGAGCGUGCAAUGGAAGAUGCAUCAUGUGAUAAAAACUUCAUGUGUUUAGCCAAGCAAAGUUCACAAAAGAGAAGUCAUGAAGUCGAAGCAAAGACGAAGAUGAAUGAAGGUAGCUCGCAAUCACAAAAGGAGGAUUUGAGUUCACAAAACAUGAAGAAAGGAGCACACGUCUUAGCACAGAAGAUGAAGGAAUUGGAUAUGAUGGAUGCAGGUGACCUUGAACAUGUACUAGACAUAGAAGAAGCGCUUCACUAUUAUUCGCGCCUUAAAAGUCCGGUUUAUUUAGACAUUGUGGACAAGUUUUUCAUGGACAUAAACUCAGAGUUUAUUGUUCCAAAGCCUUCUGUCAGCUUCAAAAGCUCAAGGGAAAAACUUGGCCCAAUUCAGUUACGUAAAAGAUAAUCAUUCAAUGUAUGUUCGGAUUAGGGUCAGCUAGUUUGGCAAAAUCACAGGGACACCGUGAUUUUGUUGAAGCUGCAAAGUAUAUUCCAAAAUCGCGGUGGCUCAUAGUGAUUCUGUCUAUCUCACCGUUAACCCGAACACGAAAGUAAUCACAAUGAAAAGCAUGUCCUAGUGUAUAGGAAACCAGUUCUAUUGUUUAAAGCUUUCUUCUUUAUUUUUUUCCCAUUGUUUAGAUCUUUAUGUUUACUUACAAUAUAUGAAUCCAACUUUCUUGUUUACCAA